AGAAGUCCACGCAACAGAAAUGAGGAUUAGAGAUACUAAUUCUCAAUAAAAUUUAAUUAAAACAAAAGAAAAGCUCAAAGGUCAGCAUAAUUUAUUGUUUUUGGCUAAAAACAAUAAAUUUUGUUGGUCCUUUAACAUUUCUCUAAUAUAUUUCAAUCAAAUUUAUGAUCAUGUUAUUAAAACCAAGUUAACAACUAUAAUGUAUUUUUACCCAUUUAUCUUAUAUAUCUUUCUUUAAAGAGAAAUUUAUCAAGAUAAAACAAAAAAAAUUAGAUUAGUUAAAUAUUAAAAAAAAAAAAUUGUUGAUGCCUUUUGAAUGGAAUAUAGAAUAACGAACAUUGCCUGGCUUCUGUUUUUCGUUUGCUCGUUGCAUGGGCAUGGCCAGGGUGGUGUUGAGUUUGCUUUAUCUAUUUUCCAAACCUUUUCUCUUUCUUUGCAGUGUUGUUUUGUCUCAUUACGUAACAUUCAAUCGAACAAGAUUCAAAGGCAAGAUUAAUAAAAAAAAAGCAAUAAUUCCAUUUGGCGUUUGGAAUCCCUCUCUAUGAUCUACUCAAUUCAAUUUCCAAACUCAUUCAUCAAAUCUGAUUGAUGGUAUGGGGAAUCAGUUCGUCAAGAAGCCAAAGGUCACCGAUGUCGAUCGUGCAAUUCUUGCACUCAAGACCCAGAGACGCAAGCUUUCUCAAUAUCGACGAAAGCUUGAUGCUGUUAUUGAAGCGGAAAAGCAAGCUGCACGAGACUUGGUUCGUGAAAAGAAGAAGGACAGGGCCUUGUUAGCAUUGAAGAAGAAAAAAGCACAAGAAGAACUGCUGAAGAAAGUGGAUUCCUGGCUUAUAAAUGUUGAGCAACAAUUAGCAGAUAUUGAACUUGUAAGUAAGCAGAAGGAUGUCUUUGAUAGUUUGAAGGCCGGUAGCAAUGCAUUGAAGGCGAUACAGAAUGAGCUAAACAUCGAGGAUGUUCAGAAACUUAUGGAUGAUACAGCUGAAGCUAAAGCUUAUCAAGAUGUAAGUUUAACUGCCUCUAACUUUGUUUUGCUAUCCAUAUUUUGCUGCUGCUUUUCUCUUUUCCCAUCCGUUAUUUCCCUUCCUUGGUUACUGAUGGAUGCCACUAUUUUCUUGAAUUUAAAGGAAAUUAAUGCAAUAUUAGGAGACAAGUUAUCAGCAGAAGACGAGGAGGAAGUUUUGGCUGAAUUUGAAAACUUGGAAACUCAGCUUAUUGACGACGAUCUUCCCGAAGUUCCCACAGCGGCGUCUAUAUAUACCGACGAGAAACUGGACCUUCCUGACGUCCCAACCACAGCACCGGAUGUGGAAGUUGCUGCCAAUUCUACAAAGAAAGUUAUGGAGGAACCCCUGCCAGCUUGAAGAUCAUUUGUGACCUGCAUGCAAAUUUUGGGGAAGCAUUGGCCUCCAGCCUGGUAUAUAGUAUAUCUAUAUACUUCAAUGCGAAGCUAAUUCAUAGCACUUAUAAGGCAAAGACUACCAUCUAUGAUCUUCGGAAUGCAGCAACAUGAAACACAGCAGCAGGAACUAGCAGG
Molecule: messenger RNA, 1534 nt
Organism: Arachis ipaensis
Lineage: Eukaryota; Viridiplantae; Streptophyta; Magnoliopsida; Fabales; Fabaceae
Product: vacuolar protein sorting-associated protein 20 homolog 1-like
Biological process (GO): vesicle budding from membrane; late endosome to vacuole transport via multivesicular body sorting pathway
Cellular component (GO): ESCRT III complex; multivesicular body
Source: RefSeq, a predicted model, not a curated record